Molecule: messenger RNA, 462 nt
Organism: Blepharisma stoltei
Lineage: Eukaryota; Ciliophora; Heterotrichea; Heterotrichida; Blepharismidae
Source: the annotation of a GenBank genome assembly
AUGGAUCGCAGAAGCCAGCGCACCUUCAUCAUGGUCAAGCCUGACGGAGUUCAAAGAAAACUCGUUGGAGAAAUCAUCAGAAGAUUCGAAGAAAGAGGCUACAAGCUUGUGGCUAUGAAAUUUAUGCAUGCUUCUCCAGAACUCCUUAGACAACACUAUGCUGAACACGAAGGAAGAAGCUUUUUCGCUUCCCUUAUUGAGUACAUUGGCUCUGGUCCAGUUGUUCCUAUGGUUUGGGAAGGAACCAACGUUAUUGAAAUCUCAAGAAAAAUCAUUGGAGCAACCAAGCCAGCUGAAAGCGCUCCUGGGACUAUUCGUGGAGACUUCGCUAUUGAAGUAGGAAGAAAUAUUGUCCAUGGAAGCGAUAGUGAAGCUUCAGCUCAAAGAGAAAUCGGCCUUUGGUUCAGAGAAGAAGAGCUUGUUAGCUGGGCAGACCACAGCAGUGCUUGGAUUUACGAAUAA